UGGGAGCUGUGCGUGCCUCGGCUCUGUGCUGAAUGCUGCGGGGUCAGUGUGUUAGAACGCUGACCUCGCUCGAGCACAUCUCAGCUGAUAACGCGAGGCUCUCAGGAACCGCCCGCGCGCAGCUGUGCCUGCUCUGCCAGACGGGCCGGGGGGAGAGUGAGUGCAGGUGACGCUACAGCGAGUUUAAUCUUCACCCGCUCGCGGAAAGCAGUUUUUUACAGGGUAAACAAGAGCAGCUUGCAUUUGCUUUAAAAGGGAGAAGUCACCCCCUGCUGUUUCUGUUGGGUAAUAUUCUUACUUUUCCAUUUUCCCCAAGUAAAUCAUGCAGUCUGAUGGAACUCAUACAGGAAUCCACAGUCACCUCUUUAAUUCCAUGCGGAAAUACUUAUGCAGCCAUGACAGAGUUCAGCCUAUAGUAGGCCUUGGUUCUAUUAUUGAGCUGUGCACAGAUGCUGAACCUCCAGUUUACCUCUGUGAUGUCUGCAUUCUCAAAAUUAACAAGAGAGAUAUCAAAACCCUCAUCAUGGGCAGCCUUCACAGAUACAACUACAUUAAAUCCCGUCAUGUAUAUGGUUUGAAGGCUGGAGAAGAUCUGACUUCUUUGGCUUGGCGUCUGAUGGAGCUGGCAAAAGUUGUAGAAAAGAAAGAGGGAACAGGAAUUGUACAGGUGCUGCAUCUGGAUGACGUCAUUUACAAGGAGAUGAUAUCAAAGCCUGCUCUGGAUGCUAUUGCUCAGGUGAAGAAGAUAAAGAUACAAACACGCAUCAGUGGCCUCCAAUCUAGCAUUUUCAACAAACGCACCAAAUGUGAGAGCUCAACUGCAGCACUGAGUCCAACUUGGCAUUUCACACCUAAAGACACUUGUGGGUUUGAGCACUUUUCCAGGUACUCAGUAAAACUGAGUCAGUGUGAACUUAAAGAUGUGAACUCAAAAACCUGUACUGUCCAGUCACCAAAGCUUUCUGAAGAGUCUCCAGAAAGUUACAGGGGAACACAGCCUCUCAUAGGUCUACAGGCUGUUAUCAAGUGCCAGACUGUAGAUGGAGAUCCACCACCCUGCUGUUACCUGUGCCAGCCAUGUACUUUAAAGGUCUUGAAGAGUGACAUCAUCCACCACCUGAUCAGCCCUCAGCACCAACUCAACCACAUUAAUUUUCAUCAUCCUCACCUCUUGCUGGACAUGAAUGAAGACCAGAGCCUGCAGACAAUAGCUAUGCAGCUAGAGCUUGAAGAAGGGAGAGGACAAAUGAAGGUGACGAGGUUAUCAGCGUGUGUCCUUAGUGAGAUACUGGAGAAAGAUUUCGACUGGUGUAUGAAGAUGUUAAACUGUGCAUCUACUGCUGAAAUUAAACCAGAGCAAGGUCCCUUAAUGGCAGGGAGCAGCAUGAGUUCAGGAUGCAACAUCACCCUGAAACGGCCAUAUGAGUCCACUGAAAUCACUGUGGACCACAGUUGGGAUGGAACCUUGCAUGACCACAUUGGGAAGGUUCCCCGUAGACAAUGGAGUUCAAGCAGGGGAGGAGUUAGUCUCAAGAAAGCAAGACACAAAGAGCCUGUGUUUAAAGUAAGCCUGUCACUAAGUGCAGGGCCUGUUAUUGUGGACAGAAUGUCUCUUGUAUCAACAACAGUGGCUCCUGAAAUUGAAUGCCAGAUCCCUGAGACUGAGUACAGAGAGAAUUAUUCAUUUUCAGAAGACAUCACUUCAGGAAAACACAUGCUCACUCUAGAACACAAAAACCUAGAGCAGAACCCUGAAACAUUUCGGAAUAUGCAACUAUACCCCACCAAGCGCUUGUACACUGAGGAAAAUUCACAAUCACUGAGAUAUACUAAUGCAGAAACAGAUACAAGCACAUGUGGGUAUAUGAACACAUGUCAGUUUCCAGACAGUGUAGAGCACACAGAAACAGUUUUUACUGGCAGUUCAAACAGCAGGCAAGGGCCUGAGUCCUAUCACAGACAUUUGCACCAUAAUUUAUUUUUUAAGGACUUCUCUGGUUCAAGCACAUCUAAUAACUGCCCAGUAGAUGGACUGUCAUCAACUUGCAAUGGCAAUAGUUGGAUCAUGGAGAGAGAAGAAGUCAGAAACAAUGCAUGUGAUUGGUUAAUAGGGAGAGAUCAAGUCACACAACAUGCUAAUAACUGGCCUAAAGAAAAUCACAUGUUUGUUCAGUCAGAUGUAACACAAGUGAUGCUGGCCAAUCAAAUCCCCAAGCAGAUGUUUGGAGAGAGGAAUUAUGAAGUGAUGAAUGUACCCAUACACAUGUACCCAGCAAUCACUGGGGCCUGUGUCCCAGCAAUUAAUACAUACACAUCAUACCCUGUCCAGUAUGUGAACCAGAUGUGGAUGUGGGGGAGCACAGAUUUGUCGAACCAGUAUAACCUUUAGUUUUUUGCAUCAUCUUAGAAUUCCCUCAAAAGCUGCAAAAUAAAUGCUCUAACAGCAACACACCAGUACGUAGCUGACUGAUCUUGCAUUUAUUCAUUAGAGCUUUAAAUAUUACGCAUUAUACAAAAUCUCUGUAAAGGUGUGAUGCAACCAUUUACUUAACACUUGUGUCCAUGCCCUUUAGUGAUGUCAGUUUUCUUAUUUCUUAUUAACAUAGACACAAAGAACACAAUUGUUCAUGUCUUAUUUCUUGCAGAUGCUCUCAAUGGAUUCUCAGUCUUAUUAUUGUUUAAUUUGCUAAAAAAAAACUCUUGUUCUUUUUGAGAAAGUUAUUAUAUGAAACAACUUUUUCAGAGUAUUUUGUUAUUUUAUUUACUGAUUGCAGAAAAUCACAUUGUCACUUAAUCAGAUUCUUACCCAAUGCAGCAUCAUCAAUCAUUGUUAUAAUCGUCAUUCAGUGGGCUCCUCACAUGCCAGCUUUCUUUUUGUUUGUUUUUUUUUUCUUUGUCUGGCCCCCUACAGCCCUGAAUUUUGUAACGAGGGUCUGCAUGCUGCUGUCCUUUAAAAAAACAAUGUGGUAAGGUUCAGUAAUGUUGCACUUUCAAGUGGCUAUUCAGUGUAACACAUCUAAUAAUUAUGUUCCUGGAAAGUGAUAGCUACUGCUGAGAUGUACAUUGUAUCUAUGACAUGUUGGCUUUUUGUUGUUGUCUUUGGGAUGAUGCUUCAUUUCACCUCCAGCAACUGAUUAGUAAUUUUCCCCCAGGGUUUAAAAUGUUAUGACGUUUGCCAUUUAAAAGCUUCAAAAUUUGAAUAAAAAUCCCAAACCAAUUAUA
Pygocentrus nattereri (red-bellied piranha) is the source of this 3222-nucleotide messenger RNA. RefSeq lists its product as uncharacterized. Lineage: Eukaryota; Metazoa; Chordata; Actinopteri; Characiformes; Serrasalmidae. The transcript has 13 exons. The coding region runs from base 323 to 2389 and encodes 688 amino acids. The record is from RefSeq and is a predicted model, not a curated record.